CAGCCUGGGCCAACAGCAGUACAGCCGCGGCCGAGCAAAGCCUGCCACUUGGAAACAGAUCGCUGCAGAGCCCGGCUUCGCGGUGCUGCCCCACGGCGGCAGAGAGAGGCUGCUGGAGAGCCGGCGCGGCGGCUGCAGACUGCUGCGCACUCACUCACGCGGCCCGGGAGCCCCGAGAGCCCCGCUCCGGCACGCGCCAGCAGCGGCUUGCGCCUUUCCGUGCCUCAGGGCUCCCAGCUUCUCCCCCUUCACGCCGGCUCUUCAGGGCAGCGGCGGCUCGAGGAGCAGCAUGAAUCUGCGGCUCUGCGUGCAGGCGCUGCUGCUGCUCUGGCUCUCCUUGACUGCGGUGUAUGGAGUGCCCCUGAUGCAGCCUCCUGACGGGAAGGAGCUGGAGGAAGGCAAUGUUCGCUACCUGGUGCAGCCCAGGGCUUCGAGGAAUGGACCCUGGCAGGGAGGCCGGAGGAAAUUUCGCCGCCAGCGGCCCCGCCUCUCCCACAAGGGCCCCAUGCCUUUCUGAAGCAGGACUGAAGGGGCCCCCAGGUGCCCACCCCCUGCGGUUCUCUCUACUCCACAGUUUGAUCAGCUUCUCUGGAGACCUCACAUCCAUUCAGCUGUCGUUUUGCACCUGUUCUAGCUGCUGAUAGUCCCAGCUCUUCUAGCCCACCAGCUUCCCCUAAUGGUGUGGUCCUGCUCCUCAUUCAGAUAAUUCCAUUUCUCUCAUAAGGAUCCAUGUAGUCCAUCUUUCUGGCCCUUCCCUGGACUGAUUUUGGAGACCCAGCUUCUCCCUGGCCUGCUGUACACCCUCGUCCCUACUUUACCUAUUUAAUGCCCCCACCCUUCAGCUAGCUCUUCCCUCCUCAAGUCUGCCCUGGAAUCUGGAUGGAAACACUCUCUUCUUCAGUGGACUCCUGCAGAUCCGUAUUUUCUUGUCAGUCGGACACUCACUCAGCCACCAGAGAGGAAUACAAAGAUGUGCAAUGAGAGAUUCUAGUUAGAGGGGCUGGGUGUUGGGAUCCAGAGAGGGUACAUUGGGGAAACUGAAAUGGGGAGAAAUGGUCUUCUGGUGAAGUGGGGCGAGGCACUGCAAAACAGGAAUAGCCUCUUCCUCAUCCCUGUGGCUUCAUUCAGGAAGAAAAGAAGGAGAGGCUCUCUGAAGUACUUUGGUACUUCUGUCACCUUAUUCUGUCUCCUAACACAUUCUUUCUCUCUAUCCUCUACAACUAGUUCAAGCUCCAGGUCACGUGGGAAGGGUGCCGGGCCUACUGUGGCUCUGUACCCUCCCAGGAGUGAAUGCCAAAUAGGAAGGUUGUUUUUGCCAAGAAUCCCAGUAUAUCAGAGCUGAAAGGACCCUUGGAGAUUACUUAGCUCAACCUCUUUAUGCCAAAGCCUGUGAAAACAGAGUCCUGGAGUGAGGAGUGACCUGCUCAGGGUUUCUGCUGAGUCAGAAUGGGGACCAGGUCUCCAGAUUCCCACUUGAUGAUGUCCUCUUCCCUCUUAAUGAUGUCUUCAAAACAAAUGUAGUGCCUUUUGCUGGGGUUAUGGCUGGGAGUGUCUGGGAAGGGAAGGGAGAGGCAAGCUGGCUGUGAGCUGCCCCGUUGUGGGGAUGGAGCUGCUCCCACCUCUCUUGCCUUCCCCUGCUGCUCCAUUCCCAACCUGGGCCAUAUGGUUCCAUAACUGGCCAGCUGCCCCUCUUCUGACAGCACUCCCAUGCCUGGGGGCCUUUAACAGGGGAGCUCAGGCACUGGGAUUAAUGUUCAGACCCAAUAUUGGUUGUCAAAUGCCGGAAGUAGCCUUAAAUCAUUGAACCCAAUGGCCUCCCCUUCGUGUUGAUUGGACCCUCUUUCCUAGUGGACUUCCUUGGGGAGCAGAGGGCAGAGAGUGGCAAAGAAAGGGAAGGCAAAGAAGGAGAGAUGGGAGGAUGUACAGGUAGGGUUGCACUCCAUUCACCAGGGCCUGUCUUUCCUGAGGGGCCUCUCAGCCCUUCCCUCUUGGGACCCUCUUGCCUUUGCCUGUGCAGAUUUCCUUCCCAGAUGCUUUCCAAGAGGGAGAAAAGGGAAGACAGAAGCUCAAUGCCCACUUACAUAUAUCUGGGGCAGAGGGAGUCAGGGCCCCCCAAGUCCCACAAUAACCCCAAUGUUCACCUGCCCACCUCCCCUCAAGUCCUUUCCCCUCUGCUGCUGCUAAUGCUGCUGCUGUUCUGCUGCUGCCGCCAUUGCCUCAAGGCCCCCCAGUAGGGACCUUGCCUUCUUAUUCUUCCUUCCUGCGUCUCCUGCCUCAUCAGCCUGCCAUGACCUAUAGCCAACCCAGCCCCAUGGGGAAGGGAAGAAGAGAGGGAGGAUGGCUGAGAGAGAUAGGAGACAGAGGGCAGAGGAGGGUAGUGGGUGGGCUAAGGGUGCUCUCUUAUUUAAAGUGGUUGUGUAUGAUUCUUAUACUAAUUUAUACAAAGAUAUUAAAACCCUUUCCAUUAAGAAAUUGUCCCCUUCCUGUAAUUGUGUUUCCUGUGUUUGUAAAGAUUGAUCUGUGUAAAUAUGUCUUUAUAAUAAAGAGUUAAAAGCUGA
Messenger RNA from Marmota monax (woodchuck), 2558 nucleotides. It is a transcript of the gene Apln, whose product is annotated as apelin. Bases 290 to 517 code for a protein of 75 amino acids. NCBI's taxonomy places the organism in Eukaryota, Metazoa, Chordata, Mammalia, Rodentia, Sciuridae. Gene Ontology annotation, biological process: signal transduction. The transcript is spliced from 3 exons. The record is from RefSeq and is a predicted model, not a curated record. Gene Ontology annotation, molecular function: hormone activity; apelin receptor binding.